UUUCAUUUUCGUAGAGUUGGCAGGGGGCAUAUCACGCAUUAUUUGUUUUGAUGCUGAUUUCGUUUCUCAACAUAGUCAUAAAUGUAGUGUCAUGGCUGACUUCGAUGCAAUUUACGAAGAAGAAGAAGAGGAGGCUGAAGUUCCAUAUGAAGAAAGUUAUGUUACCCUUGUCCCAGACCCAGUUGUUGUUCGUGGAGCAGGCAAUAUGACGGUGUUUGGGUUAAGCAACAGGUUUGAAGCAGAAUUCCCAAAUGGCCUUGUUUCUCGUGUCGCUCCGGAAGAAUACAAGGCAACAAUUAUGCGUGUGAACAGUGUUUUGAAGAAAACCUUGCCUGUCAACGUCAAGUGGCUGUUUUGUGGCUGUGUUUGCUGUUGCUGCACGUUAGGCUGUUCCUUGUGGCCUGUAAUCUGCCUCAGCAAACGGACUCAGCACUCUAUAGACAAGUUACUGGAGUGGGAAAACAGUCAUUUGUACCAUAAACUUGGCCUGCACUGGAGACUUGCCAAGCAAAGAUGUGAUUCUUCAUCAAUGAUGGAAUAUGUUCUUUUGAUUGAAUUCAUUCCAAAAAUUCCAAUAUACAGGCCUGACUAAGAACCUGAAGAUCGUUCCUGUGAGACAACAAAAGUUCUAUCAUAACUAGCGUGUGAAUACUCCACAGAUCAUUUCAUUGACACAGUUGUCAUUUGUUUGGAAUUGUCUGUGAAAUUACAGAUGUGUAAAGGACGUACAUGUUCAUCCAAAAUAUUUAUGUUGAAAAUCUCAAAUGCUCUUCGUGCAGGGACUUGUGUUUAGUAAUGAUAAGGUCGCCCACUUUUGAUUGUUAUAGGUUUUAAUAUUAUUUUAUUAUUAAGGAAAGUCUCUUGUAAUUCUUCAGUGUUGUUUGAGAGUCUCUAUAAUAAUUAUUUGGAAAUACUGGAAUGAAAGGCAGCUAGAGCAAGAAAUGAGGUGACUGACAGUUCCUGUGCAGGAGACCUGCUGUGACUGUGUGAUAAUGUUGUGGAAAUUAACAUUAAUUGUGCUUCAUUUUAAAAUUAUUGAGUGGAUAAAAUGAUUGGACUUAGUAAGACUGAAAACUGAAAGUUAAAGUACCAGAAAUUUUGAAGUGCUGACAUGUUUGCCCACAAUCAAUGGAAAACAAUAAGCUUGAAAAUUUACUCACCAGUUUCCAUACACUUCAUUUUUCGUGGAGGAAAAAUGUGUCCUUGUGUCCCAUGGGUAUUUCAAAUGCAUAUCUUCAAUUUUUAAACAUAUGUACAAUGUGUUGGUUUGCAUAGGAGUCUGUGAAAUUAAGCUUGUGGUGUGCUGCCGUAAACAGAGGACAAUUAUUUUUUGUCAUGUUCAUCACAGAGCUUUGGGUUCGAACUGUGAUUCCAGGAUAUAUAACUAUAAAACUGUCACCUGGUUCUUGCAGAUUUCUGGAAAACAGGAAAUAAAAGAAACAGUUUUUAAGUUUAUAGUUGCAUAUAUUUUUGUUGGUUGAUAAUUAGAGUUCUCUGACAUGACAAUAAAAAUGUUAAUAAAAUCAGAACAUUUAAUUCAUUGAGGUGUUUCUGUGGGGUCUGUAGAAGUGGUGCACAAUUGUAAAUAUUAUUCACCAAUAGCUGUUGUAGUUAUUGCAGAUACAGUUAUUUUAACAUAGUCUAUUUUUUUGUGUUCUGUUUUCGGAGAGUUACAUUCUUCACCAGAACAUUAUAUACUGAUAGAUGCAUAUCUCUUGACCUUUGAUUGGAAAUUCUUGUCAUGCAUUGUGGGAACUGUGUUUCCUUCUUAAUUUAUGAUUUUUCAUUGCCUGCAGGUACUUAGAUUUGAUCUCCAGUAUAGCUGAUUUUGAUGAGCUAUCAAUUUAACAUACUUUGUGAGGUAGAAUUCUACACAACAAAGAGUGAUGGAAUGUGGACACCAUGUGUUUCAGUUUAUUUCUUAAUUGUUGUUACUAUUUAGAUAAAGUGUUUUGAAUUAUUGUGUGUGUGUGUGUGUGUGUGUGUGUGUGUGUGUGUGUGUGUGUGUGUGUGUGUUUGAUUGUUCAGUGGUAGACGACUCCAUUGCUGUUGGGCUGACCUGUAAUUUUAAUUUCUAGUAUUGAAGAAAGGAACUAGGCUGUACAGUCAUUAUAUAUUGCAAAGGAAAUGUUGUUAUAAAUUUAAAAAAAAUACGUGUAUAUAGUAAUGACAAAUGAAAUUACCUGUUAUUUUUUUAAAUAUGUGUUGGCCAGGUGGCUAAUACAUCAGAUGUUGGGGAGUUUUGCACAAAGAACUCUUAUUUGCUCUCUUUAGUAUACAAGAACAAAGUUUUGCAAACCGUCUUAAGAUUGACAUCUUAGAUGUUAAAACCUCUGUUUGAAGAGAAGUAAAUGUACUUAAAUUUACAAAUGAUAAUCUCAGCUGAUAAGUCAGUGAUCUUGGAAAGAAGGGAAUAAGUAAAAUUUGUAUGGGGGUCAUUUGUGAAUAGAAGCAUGGUGCAUGUUAUUUGCUAAGUGUUUACUUGUUGCUGCAUAAGUGAGUCACCUCAAUAACAUAUUUGUGAAUGGUUCCAUGCAGACAAAAACAAGAUGGUAGGGUACCAUUUCUGCCUUACAUAUAUAUGUAUGUAAGUUGUAAACAAUGUCUACAGCUUUCUUAUACCACAUGAAAUGCCAGAGAAUGCGUGUUGGGAUUAUGUAAUUCUUCAACAACGAAGGUGACAAUGUUUGUAGUGAUAGUUAUAAAUGUGACAUUGCAUAUGACCUCAGCCACCACAAAGAAGAUUUUGUUUGAAAUGUGGUGCUCAUUUUCAUAGGACCUUUUCCCAACCAUUACUUAUGUAUAGGUUAUUUUAUACUGUAAGAUACACCCCAUUAUCUUAUUGCGUUUUAUGUCUUGACUGAUUUGAUUGGGGAUGCAUUCGUUAAAUUUCUUGAGUUAGAUAUUCCAACUGUGUGUGUGUGUGUGUGUGUGUGUGUGUGUGUGUGUGUGCUGUGCUUCAGAACUUACUUGACAUUUGUUAUUGUUAGGUUUCUUGGUGUAAUAUGACUGUCAUCCAGGACCAGAUUUAUUUCAUAUAAUGUAUCAAUGUCAGUGGCCUGUUGGAGAUGUUCAACAGUUUAAAAAUAACUGCUUGAUUUAUACACAUUAGAAGUAUGUGUCAUUGUGGACCAUAUUUAUUUGCAGCAUCAUAAAUUCUUACACACAAGGAGAAGAUUAAUACAUGAUGUGUUGAUAUGCUCUUGUUAAGAGCCCAGUGAUUCUGAGCAUUCAAAAACAUAAGGUCAUCAUCCUGUAGAUAAUGCUAUCUUUCUCUCUUCUGUUCUUAAAUCUUGGCUACAUAUGUUGUGAUGAGUGAGGCAACCAUGUAUUUCAUUUGUGAAGUGUACAUUUAUUUUAUCUAAUGUCAAGACCUUUAUUUUUGUAACUUGCUUAUUGGUAUGAAGAAAAGAAAUUUUCUUUACAGAUUUAUUGCUUUCAACACAUUUUCAAAUUUUAAUUCUAUUUAGUAUUUGUGGGAAGAGAGAAGAGAAGCCAUUCACGUUUCUGAAUGCUGAUUUUUAAUUUCAGUUUUUUAAAUACACCAGUGUGGAUUAUCAUUUAAUAGGAUUAAAUGUCACAGCAAUCACAAUCACUAUGGUGACUUUUAUAGUAUGCUGUUUCAGUGAUCAUAACACAGGAAUAAAUAAUUAGCUGUAUGUCAGUCAGGUUGGUGUUCAUUGUAAAGCAUUGUUUGUAGUCAGGUAUCAUAAAUGAACUGCAGUUUUUACUGGUAUCAACACUACAGCGAAUUAGUAUUUGUCUUAUGAUAGUCAAUUUAUCAUGUCAAGCAUUGCUGAGCUAGUGUAACACCACAGAUAUUACACCAUUUUGUUAGAAAUGUAAAUUGAAGGCUUUAUACUUUUAAAAUUUCUUGUUGGGACAUCUGUCCAUGUUAUUGGUGGAAGCAGUGGGAAUCAGUGAACAUAAUUUCUUAUGUUGACUGAAAAUAUAGUUUCUUCAAACAUAUUAUAGGACUCCAUAGAAAUGUUACAAGGAAGUUAGUGCUUGAUGUCAGAAAAUGAAUAUAGAAAUAUAUUCAUAUUGAUUUUUGGUUAAAAUGAUCUUCAGAAAUUGUCAAAAUUAUUUUAUAUGUACUUGUAAAGCAUGCUAUCUUGUGCUGCCUGACCCUUACUUACUGUUUUGAAAGGAGUUCUGUGCUCUCUUCUCUCUCUCUCUCUCUCUCUCUCUCUCUCUCUCUCUCUCUCUCUCUCUCUCUCUCUCUCUCUCUCUCUCCCCCCUCUCCCCCUCCCUCUCCCCCUCCCCCUCCCCUUCUCCCUCUCUCUUUUCCUCCAUUCUUAGCUGAGUGAAGACAGUCUCUGAUUCUCAUUCUCAACAAUGCAUUCUUCAAUAGCAUGACAUUUAAUGGCUUACUUAUAUUUUUUACCGCUGAUGUGUUUUGGUGUAUAAAGAUCUGUUUAAUGUUAUUACUGUAGGACUUUUCAUACUGUGUAGUGUUUUGUUGCAAACAAAGUAAGUUUGAUGUAGAAUUGCAAAAUUUUGCAUUGAAUAUUUCAAGUACAUCUGUGGCUUGCACUUUCGUGUAGAAAUAUUUGUUUUAGGGGCUGGGGAGGGGGGAGAUUGUCAGGAAAAAAAAAUAGCUUUCACAGGAAAGUACAUUAUUCAUGUAAUGGUGAUUUGGUUAUAUUGAAAGAAAAAUGAGAGAUUAUCAAGGUGCGGGUAUUGCAUUGAAAGAGCUUAUAUACACAUUACUAAAAUUAAGGUAUAUUUUAAAGUAAUUGAGACCUGCAGCAUGGGUGCAGUUUGCCGUAUUUGUAGAGAUCUUCACAAUGAAGUUUAUUGCACAUUAAAAAUUUUAAGCAUUUAAAAAUAUGAGUAAAUCACAGCAUUAUUUUUUAAGGAUAACUUUUGAUGAUGGGCAGUGUAUUAUGUAUGUACUAGCAUAUCUGCAAAGUAUGAUGGUUGAUGAAAACCUCUUACUGUAAAUUGAAGUGUAUUUGCUGCUGUAGUGUUGUACUCUUCGUUACUGUCUGAGAAGAAACAAAUUCUGAGCCAAGGUAAAUGAGGAGUUUCACUUUGAAGUACUUAAGCUACUAUUUGUAAUUGUAAUUUAAGUAACACUGAACAUACCAACAGAAGGUGACAUUUUAUACAUCACCUCUAGAAAGUGUGUUAUUUGUCCAACAUUUUUAUUGAGAAUUUGGAGGAGAUAAGAAUCAGUAAAUAGAUAGUGUUUUACAUACCAUAUACAUGAGUUGUGUGUUGCGGUUCAAAGGUUACAUUACAUUUCAACAUUUCACCUUAAGAAAAUGUUACUCCAAAAAUGACAUAGUAACAAGAAUUAAGAAAAAUAAAGAUUUUUCAAUUAUGUCUUACUUCAGAGAAAGUAAAUGAUUCUUGUAUUGUUUGACUAGGUUACAAGCACAAAUCAAAUGUUUGGAAACCUUUGUUUUCCCUCUGUUCCUACAUAGAAGAUGUUUUGAAUAAAUGUCCUGUGUUGUGCAAUAAAUUCAGAUCUGUUACCUGAAUUGAUGUUAUCAAAUACUAUAUAACCCAUAAUGGUCAGCAGUAUUCAGUGGUCUGUACUAGUAGUUAUGGAAGCAAUGUCACUUUGUGGCACUGUUGGUUGAAUAACUUUAUGCAGUUAAUUUUUCUGAGAUACUUAUGAAAGUAUUUGAUGUUCCAUGUCUAUAAGUAUAAAGUAGCAUAAUUGCUUUUAGCUAUUUCUGCUAUGUAGAUAUUAUUUCACUGUCUUACAAGAAGAGUGUCUGUAUAUACAUGUGCAUGCCUAAAAACUUAUAUGUAAUUCUAAGCAGAUAGACACUUAGUUCUUUUUAUUAAUCAGUCAUUGAUAAUUCAGUUGAAAAUAAACUGCUGGAAGACUCA
Molecule: messenger RNA, 5847 nt
Organism: Schistocerca serialis cubense
Lineage: Eukaryota; Metazoa; Arthropoda; Insecta; Orthoptera; Acrididae
Product: cysteine-rich hydrophobic domain-containing protein 2
Exons: 4
Coding region: 92-592 (166 amino acids)
Source: RefSeq, a predicted model, not a curated record